AUGACAUCAUCUAUAUCAUCAUCAUCAAUGCCAAGUCCUGAAUUAAUUAUAUCAAAAACAUCUAAUAAAUCUUAUUCAAUUGAACUAGGAAUAAUUAUAUUAUUUCUUUGUUUAAUUAUUCCAUGUUUAAUUAUUUUAUCACUUAUUUAUCGACAACAAAAUUCUUUAUCAUCAAUAACAAAAAUAUCAUCGAAUAAUAAUUUUCAACGUAUAUCAUUAAUGAAUUAUUCACAAGCACGUUGUAUGGAUAAUAGUAUAGCUUCAUAUUAUAUAUAUUUAACAAAUAAUAAUAAUAAUAAUAAUAAUUCUCGUUGGUUAAUUUAUUUUGAUGGUGGUUGGUUUUGUUAUUCAAAUGAAUCAUGUGAAUUUCGUCGACAAUAUUCACCAAAUUUUAUAACAUCAAAUAAUAUAAAUAAAGAAAAUUUAUUUAAAGGAAUAUUAAAAUCAUUUAAACAAUUUAAUAUUAUCUAUGUACCAUAUUGUUCAUCAGAUUUAUGGUCUGGUUCAUCGAAUAAAACUCAUUCACAUGGUUAUGAUAUAUUUCAUGCUAUAUUUCAUCAACAUAAUUAUUUUUUAAAUGCAAAACAAAUUAUAUUUAUUGGUUUUUCAGCUGGUGGUGUUGGUUUAUUAUUAAAUUUACCUGAUUUAUUAAGAAAAUUUUCAUUAAAUAUUGAUAUUCGUGUUAUUAUUGAUUCAGCUUGGUUUAUUGAUUAUAAAAAUAAUUCAAAUGGAAUAUCAAAAAUAAAUCAAGGUAUGAUCUAUUGGAAUACACAAAUAUCAAAAUUAUGUCAAUUAAAACCACAUUAUAAAUGUUUAUUAGGUAGUGAAGCUAUUAAAUUAUUUCCAUUAAGAGUUAAAAUAUUUAUAAUACAAUCAUUAUUUGAUUUAACACAAUUACAAUUUGAUAAUAUUAAUAUAAAUUCAUAUGAUUUUUCAUUAAAACUUCUUGAUAAUCUUCAUCAAUCAAGUAAUCGUAUAUCGAUAUUUGCACCAUCAUGUUCUUUACAUGGAUUUUUAUUUCGUUCGAUUUGGUCUAAAUUUAAUAUUAAAAAAAGAACACUUUCAUCUGUACUUAAUCUAUGGUUAAAAAGAAAAAAAAAACAUUUUCAUUUACAUUUAAUUGAUCAACAUUUUUAUUCAAGUUAUUGUCCACAAAAUGAUGAUGAAGUAUAA
This is a messenger RNA of Rotaria sp. Silwood2, 1173 nucleotides long. Lineage: Eukaryota; Metazoa; Rotifera; Eurotatoria; Philodinida; Philodinidae. The record is from the annotation of a GenBank genome assembly.